AUGUUUGAUCCUCUCAGUUCCACUGCUGCUGCCUUUGGUGGCCAGGACGUCGCUGAUACCCUUCCUUGGCCCUCUACUCCCCAUCCUCCUGGUUCUCCAAUUCCCAAUCUCCGACGGGCAGUAUCCCCACGUCCCAAAACUCCUGACGUGGGUCCUUCCCCUGGUCUCUACGGAAAGGAACCGCAGAUAUAUGGUCAACCAGAAGCAGGUCUUAUAUCUCCGCGAGAGCUUGUCGGAUCUAAUGGGGUGGGGUACGAGAAGCCAGGACCCUAUCUUCGCGUGAGGAUUACUGGGUUGGACAGGAACCGGAGGGACAUUCUAGUCAAGCUAGAUGCUCAGACCAAUUUAUCCAACUUCACUGGAACUACGUACCGGAACGUGUCGCGCUCGUAUCUCGAAUUCCAACAAUUCUAUGAGACUCUUGUGCAGAGCAAUCCACAGACCAUAAUUCCAGCCCUACCCUUGGCCCAGACCUCCGCUCCAACUGACGAGGAAGAUGAUAGACUGGUAAAGAUUAUGCUGCAACGAUGGAUCACCAGAGUAUCCGAAGAUUCUAUCCUCAUUCAAGACGAAGAUCUUCGCUCGUUCAUUGAGAGUGAUUUCGGCUAUCAACCUACCCCUCGUACCCGAAAAAAAACCAUAUCAAGCUUUGGUCUCAUGCGCCGCGGAGUUCCUGAUGAAGAUGAAGAACUUCAACGGGCGCGGUUUGAGCUGACAAAGUUAGAGGGUCAGUUCUUCGAAACAGCCAAAGCUGUUGACAAGCUAGCGCUAACACGGAAAACAUUGGCUACUGCCCACGCCGAAAUGGGAAAUAAACUCAUCAAUGUUGCUACGACUGAGGCUCACCCUCCGCUCGGGAACGCUUUGCGUAAAAUUGGCCGGACAUGGCAUAGUCUUGCAGAUUUGGAUCACGCCCAAUCCAUAAGUGAAUGCGUCAUCCUUGGUGACUCUCUCGGUUACCAGGGAAUGAAUGCCCGUUCUGCCAAGGAAACGUUGCAAAUGCGCACGGGUGUUCUCGAAGAGUAUCAGGCGGCUGUAAAGACAACUAUCUCUAAGAGAAGACAAAUUGAGCGCUUGAAGGCCAGUUCUAAUAUCCGACCUGACCGGGUAGACGAAGCGCUGGAAGACAUGGAAGAGGCAAACAAGUAUGAACAGGUCCUCGCUAAACGCGCGGAGGGAAUCUCUCAGAAUCUGCAUCAAGCGCUUCAAAUACAUAAUCGAUACGCUAACGACGAUAUUACGACGGCGUUGAUCGAACAUACUCGGUCAUCGAUCAUGUACGAGAGGCAGUUGCUUCGCGAGUUGGAAUCCCUUAGAGGAGAUAUUAGCAAUGCCGCAAAGAAAAACGUUGUUGCUGUAGACGCGGUGCCCAAGCCCUCCAUCGUUCCACCUCUCGAAGAUUUUUCGGACCAUCCUGCUUCUCAACCUGCCCCAUCUGCACCCUUGGUAAACGGAUUUCAUCGACAUCAACCUCAUCUUCGGACACCACCGCAUACCGCUGCACCGUCAUCGCAGGGCUUUACGCCCCACCUCCCUCCGCCGCAGGUCGCGUAUCAGAAAAAUCAGCCAUUACCAGCGUCUUCUGAUCAGCCAUUCACUCCCCACCUAUCACACUUCAGGGGUCUCCCACCUCAAUCCCCAGGUGCUGGCCCAUCGACCCCAACAUCUAGCCAAUUUUCAUCCUCCACGUCAGCUGUGGUUGAGCCACCACUGGGGGGUCGGUUUGUUGAUGGUACAAAGUCAAUGUUCAUCAAGCCCACGUUUUCGACUCUUGCAUCCUCUUCCCCUGCGUCAUCGUCAACUGCAGGCCUUUCAGGUUCACCUUCGAGGCCGCAGCUCGAUCCCCUUCGAAGCGAUGCCUACAACGGGCAGUCUGUGCCUUCCCCAUUGCAUGAUUCGGCGCCGAGAGGCCUUAACAGCCACCCAACUCUUCAUCAGGACACUGAUCCUUUGGCUCAGAUCAAGCCACACCAGAUGGCAAGUUCUGUGCGAGUGCAACCCACAAGACCACGAUUAGAUCCACGUGAGGCAGCUAGCAAAUUGGCGAAUAUGUUUUGA
Messenger RNA from Laccaria bicolor S238N-H82, 2058 nucleotides. RefSeq lists its product as uncharacterized. Gene Ontology annotation, cellular component: endosome; retromer, tubulation complex. The record is from RefSeq and is a predicted model, not a curated record. The coding region runs from base 1 to 2058 and encodes 685 amino acids. Lineage: Eukaryota; Fungi; Basidiomycota; Agaricomycetes; Agaricales; Hydnangiaceae. Gene Ontology annotation, molecular function: phosphatidylinositol-3-phosphate binding. Gene Ontology annotation, biological process: retrograde transport, endosome to Golgi; intracellular protein transport. The transcript has 4 exons.